AACCACUUCCGGGGCGGGAGCGGGCCGCUGGGUCCGCGCGCUGUGGCGGUGACCGGCGCGGAGGGAGCCCGAGUGGGCGCGGCCGAGGGAGCGCGGCGGACAGCGGCGGACAGCGGCGGACAGCGGCGGACAGCGGCGGCCCCAGGGCUGCCCGGGGCCGAGGCCCAGCGCGGGGAGGCUCCGCGGCGGCCCGGCCCCUGCCUGGUGCUCGCACCUGCUGCCCGUUCGCGGGGCGUCCCAGCCCUGCAGCUGGUUCGCCGGGGCAGUUUACAGCUCCGAGGAUCUUCUUCGCAGCUGAGGAGCCGGGACGGAAAGCCACGUGCGGGGUUCGGCAGCCAGGAUCGUUCAGCUGCUGUGGGCAGCAGUCUGCUGCGGCAGGAGUGUGACCAUCGCAUUUCAUCCCCUGGAACUACCAGGAAGAAAAGACCCAAGUGACCCCAGCAUCCCCCUCCACAGCAAUGUCGGAGCUCAGCGAUGAAGCCAGCGAGCCAGAGCUGCUGAACCGCAGCUUGUCCAUGUGGCACGGGCUGGGCACGCAGGUCGACCGGGAGGAGCUAGCUGUCCCCCUGGAUCUGCACACAGCCGCUUCCAUUGGCCAGUACGAGGUGGUGAAGGAGUGUGUGCAGCGGAGAGAGUUAGAUUUGAAUAAGAAGAACGGUGGUGGCUGGACCCCGCUGAUGUAUGCCUCCUACAUUGGACAUGAUACCAUCGUGCACCUCCUGCUCGAGGCGGGGGUCAGUGUGAAUGUGCCGACCCCGGAAGGGCAGACUCCACUGAUGCUGGCCUCCAGCUGUGGCAACGAGAGCAUCGCCUAUUUUCUUCUCCAGCAAGGUGCUGAGCUGGAAAUGAAGGACAUUCAGGGCUGGACUGCCCUUUUCCACUGCACCAGUGCUGGGCACCAGCAGAUGGUCAAGUUCCUUUUGGACAGUGGAGCGAACGCCAACGUGAGGGAGCCGGUGUGUGGAUUCACUCCGCUGAUGGAAGCUGCGGCCGCCGGCCACGAGAUCAUCGUGCAGUACUUUCUGACUCAUGGAGUCAAAGUGGACACGAGAGACCACAGUGGAGCCACAGCCCGGAUGCUGGCCAAGCAGUACGGACACAUGAAGAUCGUGGGACUGAUCGACGCCCACUCACCUUCUCUGCCCAAGAGCCUCUACCGGAGCCCAGAAAAAUAUGAAGAUCUGAGCUCUUCAGACGAGUGUGGCCCUGUCCCUCAGCGACAGAGGCCCUGCCGCAAAAAGGGGCUCAGCAUCCACGAGGGGCCGCGAGCCCUGGCCCGCAUCACGGCCAUCGGACUCGGGAGCCGGGCGCAGCAGCCUUGCUACGUGACCAGGCCACCCUGGGAACUCCCUCCCAGCCUGGAGACCAUCCCAGCCAGGAGACCAUCCCAGCCAGGAGACCACGUGCCUCCGCAGGGCUACGUCAGCUUCAACAGCAGCGAUGAGCACCCCCUGGAGGGGGGCGGCCUGUGCUACAGGGACGUCACCUCGCCCAUCAACGAGCGGGACGUGGAGAGCAGCAGCAGCAGCAGCCGCGAAGAGCAGGCCUUCUUUGCCAACCCUGGGGUUGCACGGAGCAGCAGCAGCGAGGGCCUGGCCCGGGCCCCGGGACUCAGCAGCGAGGCCUCCCUGGAGAGCAACGAGGAUUCGGAUCAUGUGCGGAGAAGCUCGGUUCGCAAACAAACUAAAAGUUACGUGAAGACCAAGAACCGUUAUGGCGGCAGUGACAGCCAGUGGGCUCCCAGCGCCGUGACGUCCUGUGCCCCGGGAGUGAGCCCCCAGACUGACAGGCCCCCGUAUUCAGGACCCCAGGACCUCGCCACACUGCUGGAGCAGAUCGGCUGUCUCAAGUACUUGCAGGUGUUUGAGGAGCAGGAUGUGGACCUCCGCAUCUUCCUGACCCUCACCGAGAGCGACCUGAAGGAAAUCGGCAUCACGUUGUUUGGGCCCAAGAGGAAGAUGACGUCCGCCAUUGCCCGCUGGCACAGCAGCGCCCGCCCCCCCAGUGACGCCCUGGAGCUGGCCUACGCCGACCGGCUGGAGGCCGAGAUGCAGGAGCUUGCCAUCCAGCUGCACAAGCGCUGUGAGGAGGUGGAAGCCAUGCGGGGCCUGGUGUCCCAGGAGCAGGAGCUGCGGGCCGUGGUGGAGAGCUGCCUCCUGGAGCAGGAUGGUGCCCGCAAGGAUGUGCACACACAGCUGCAGGAGACCUGGGCCCUUGCCCAGGACGCUGCGCUUGUCCUGGACCAGCUGCGAGCCUGUCAGGCCGAGCUGUCAGCCCGAGUGAGGCGGGACGAGUUCCUGCGUGAGGCCCCCCUGCGCCCAGGCCUCCCUGCAGCAGACCCCAAAGGCUGGCAAGCCUCCUUGCAGGCCCUGAGCCUCCCCGAGCUGUCGGGAGCCCUGGAGGAGCGAGUCCGGGAGAUGGGGCGAGUCCUAUGCUCGGUGACCCAGAGCCUGGAGAAGCUGCAGGCACUGAGCGGGAAGGAGAGCUGGCGGGAGCCGUAGCCGGGGGACGAACCGGACGUGGGGUGACUGAUCCACCCUGAAGCUGUGUGCCCGAGGACAGGAGGGCAGCGAGUGGGCAGCUGCAGCGGCCAGAGGAGCAGGCCCCAGCAGCAGCAGCAGCAGGCAGGCAGGCCGGGGCCGGUGCAGGGCAGCGAGGCCUGCAGCAAGGCGGGACGGGGCCUCUCGUCAUCUUGUCAGACCCAGGCUGAAGCCCAGAGCCGGCAAGGCCACGGGGAGCGUCCCCAUGCCAUGCAGAGGUUCGCCCAGGUGGGGAGGCCUGGGGCCCCUAAGCAGCGUAGGUCAUUUGUGGGGAAAUAAAACUUACACUCCGGUGGUGCGGGUUCA
This is a messenger RNA of Capra hircus (goat), 2846 nucleotides long. It is a transcript of the gene ANKS3, whose product is annotated as ankyrin repeat and sterile alpha motif domain containing 3. The coding region runs from base 459 to 2501 and encodes 680 amino acids. NCBI's taxonomy places the organism in Eukaryota, Metazoa, Chordata, Mammalia, Artiodactyla, Bovidae. The record is from RefSeq and is a predicted model, not a curated record. Gene Ontology annotation, molecular function: protein binding. Gene Ontology annotation, cellular component: cilium. The transcript is spliced from 18 exons.